Messenger RNA from Notodromas monacha, 1240 nucleotides. NCBI's taxonomy places the organism in Eukaryota, Metazoa, Arthropoda, Ostracoda, Podocopida, Cyprididae. The record is from the annotation of a GenBank genome assembly.
GAAUUAUGGUGUCCCGAUUGACAUAUUUGCUGCUGUUUGUUCAGUAUUAUGCAUCAUCCUCGUCAUUGGCACUUCCUCAAGCCGGGGAAAGGGCAAAUCGAGUUGCUUAUUAUGCGAAGCGAUUGCUGCAGUGCCAGCAGAGUCAAGGCAGCUGGAGCGAAGGCGAUGGCACUGAAAUGGCGUCAUGCUUGAAGGACAUUCUAAUUUCCGUCGGACCGCGGCUCAAAGAUCCUGAUGGCAUCCCCGAACUCGAGCUUCCGCGCGUGGAUCCGUUUGACCUGAAGGAGGUUUCUAUUGACAGUGACCGAAGCAUCAACGGGAAUUUCACCAACCUUCGGCUCUACGGUGUCACCAACGGCUUGACAACUGAGAACCUCAACAUUGUGGUGAAUCCCAAGAAUCUCCGAGCGUCUUUGUUCAUCAGCAUCCCAAACUUACGACUGGAAGGAGACUUUGAAAUGAGCAUCAACUUCGUGAAAGCCCUCUUUCCGUGGCUUGAAGGCUUCAGUGCCUCGAGAUCUUUCGGGAAGUUUCGCACUGAAUUCGCAAAACUCGAUGUUCGAGGCCUGGGCAUAUUCAAAGAAGCGACAACGGGAGCAGGAGGACUCGGAGUGUUCUUGCAGCGAAUCGGUGUCGACUUCGACUUCCACGAUGCGAAGUUCACGUUUACGUCCAAUGACCCAAAGGAUCCCAUCAUUCCUCUGCUGGAAGGCAUUCUCAACGACAAGGAGUCGGGGAAGGCGAUUGUGAACGAGAUCAAGCCGCAGUUGAUUCAAGUCAUCAAUAAGCUUUUGUACAACCUGAUGUCGAAGGGAAUGCAGAAUUUCGAACGGCUGCUGGAACCGUGAUGCGUAAUUUUAUUUUUAUUUUUUUGGCGAACGAAAUUUUGCGGAUUUUUGUUUGUUUUGGAAAUCAUCCUCGUCAGAACUUGCUUGUUCAUUUCCAGUCGGAAGAUUUGCUGGCACCGCGAGAAUAAAUCGUCAUCAAAAAGGGUAAUUUUUAAUUUUGAGUUCAAGAAUUUUUCAAAUGGUGCCCCUGUAAAAAUCGGAGAAACGCGUUUUUGUCCUCCACCUGCGCGAUUCUCAAUGUGAAUGCGAUUUAUAUAUUUGCUGUUUUGUAUCUGCUGGCAAGGUUUUGAGCUAUCUAAACUUUUUAUUUUUCUACCGUUGAUGCGUGGAUAUCUGUUUUGUGAUGUUCUUUGGUGGAAAAAAAUAUAGGUCUUCAGCAAAUGCAGUAUAUA